AUGUCAUUGAAAUUAUAUACCACAACAGUUAUUGUGGCCUUAAUUUCUAUAGGUGUUUAUUUAUUAAAACAACAAACAGAUGAAUUGAUGGGAGUAAAACGCAAAAUCGGAAAAAAUGGCUUGGAUAAAUGUCGAAAAGUAUUAGGACCUUCAUAUUGUGAGGAUGUUAAAAUACAUAGACCAUCAGGUCUUGCUUUUAUGACAUGUGACAAUUCACGUGCAGAAUUCAAUCCUUUGCUUGGUUUGGGUGAUCCAAAUCUUGUAAAUGAGAAUGGAUCUAUCUGGAUAUUCGAUUUGAAUGUUGAUGACCCACCAAUUAGACUCGAUUCAGAUUUUAAAAGAUCAUUUCAUCCAAUUGGCAUAUCUGUUGCAACUUUGAAUGAUAGUAAGAAUUCAAAAACAGCAACUCUAAAAAUCGCUGUUAUCAAUUAUGAUGAUGCUAGAAGAUCAGUUGAAAUAUUUGAUUAUAGUAGGGAAGAGAAAUUUUUAUAUCAUCGUAAAACAAUCAUUUCUCGAUAUAUAUAUAAUCCAAAUCGUAUUAUCGCUGUUAGUAAUAUGCCAAGCCCUGACGGUAUACCAUCCUUUUUUGUCACGAAUGAUCAUUAUUUUAUUAAUAGUGAUUUACAAAAAAUUGAAGAUUAUAUUACAUUGCCACUUGGAACAUUUUCUUUCUAUAAUGCUUUUGUAAAUCGAUCCGUAGAAACAGGAUGGAGACUUCAACAUCCUACUGGAAUUGUAGCCACUGAUGAUUCAAAUCAAAUUUUUAUAACUAAUGCGUGGUCUGGUGAAAUUCAGGAAUUUAAUGCUUUCUUUUUUAAUAGAGAAACAUUAAACAUUAACUUUAAUACUGUUGAUUAUCAUCAUGGUAAUAAAGAAAUUGACAUAUUUUGGCCUUUAUAUUUAACCAUGAAUUCAAUUAAGCUUGGUUUUGUUGCGACAGGAAUUGAUUUUGAUCCUAUAACAAAAGAUUUAUAUACUGUUGGUCAUCCAAAGUAUUAUAAUUAUCUAGCUUAUGCAAAUUCGAUUGUUUCUAAUGAUAGUAAUGGCAAUAAGAAGAACAUCAUUAAAAUUUCACCAUCAUUGGUCACAAAAAGCACAUUUAAACAACCUCCAACCUUAACUCAAAAUAAUAAUCAUUUUCCUGAACAAAAAAAAUUCUUUGUAAAAAAUGUAUAUACAACAAAAAUUAUAUUUGAGGAUGACGGUUCAACGUUUGGCUCAAGCACUGGUGUAGCAAUUGAUGUUGGACGUAGCAAACUUUUAAUUGUUGGAAAUUAUGAACAUGGCUUCAUGGAAUGUAAAUUAAAUUGA
Entrophospora sp. SA101 is the source of this 1311-nucleotide messenger RNA. The record is from the annotation of a GenBank genome assembly. Lineage: Eukaryota; Fungi; Glomeromycota; Glomeromycetes; Entrophosporales; Entrophosporaceae.